Molecule: messenger RNA, 4088 nt
Organism: Acomys russatus (golden spiny mouse)
Lineage: Eukaryota; Metazoa; Chordata; Mammalia; Rodentia; Muridae
Gene: Ube2o
Product: ubiquitin conjugating enzyme E2 O
Exons: 18
Coding region: 16-3876 (1286 amino acids)
Source: RefSeq, a predicted model, not a curated record
UCGCGCAGAGCAGUUAUGGCGGAUCCCGCAGCGCCCGCUCCCGCUCCCGCUCCCGCCCAGGCCCCGGCCGCCGCCGCCCCGACCCCGGCCGCAGCCCCCGCCGCCGCCCCGCCGCCCGCUCCCGCCACGGACUCGGCCUCAGGGCCGUCCUCCGACUCCGGCCCCGAAGCGGGCUCGCAGCGCCUGCUGUUCUCUCACGACCUGGUGUCCGGCCGUUACCGCGGCUCCGUGCACUUCGGGCUGGUGCGCCUCAUCCACGGCGAGGACUCGGACUCGGAGGGCGAGGAGGACGGCCGCGGCAGCUCGGGCUGCUCCGAGGCCGGGGGCGCGGGCCACGAGGAGGGCCGGGCCAGCCCGCUGCGGCGCGGCUACGUGCGCGUCCAGUGGUACCCGGAGGGCGUCAAGCAGCAUGUGAAGGAGACGAAGCUGAAACUAGAGGACCGUUCUGUGGUACCCCGGGAUGUGGUCCGCCACAUGCGUUCAACUGACAGUCAGUGUGGCACCGUGAUAGACGUCAACAUUGACUGUGCUGUCAAGCUCAUUGGCACCAAUUGCAUCAUCUACCCUGUCAACAGCAAGGACCUCCAGCACAUCUGGCCCUUCAUGUAUGGAGACUACAUCGCCUAUGAGUGCUGGCUGGGGAAGGUGUACGACUUGAAGAACCAGAUCAUCCUCAAGUUGUCUAACGGUGCCAGGUGCUCCAUGAACACAGAAGAUGGUGCCAAGCUCUACGAUGUCUGCCCACAUGUCAGCGACUCGGGUCUCUUCUUUGAUGACUCCUAUGGCUUCUACCCAGGCCAAGUGCUUAUUGGCCCUGCCAAGAUCUUCUCCAGUGUCCAGUGGCUCUCGGGGGUCAAGCCUGUACUCAGCACCAAGAGCAAGUUCCGUGUAGUAGUGGAGGAGGUACAGGUUGUAGAGUUGAAAGUCACAUGGAUCACCAAGAGUUUCUGCCCUGGGGGCACGGACAGCGUCAGCCCCCCACCUUCUGUCAUCACUCAGGAAAACCUAGGCAGGGUGAAGCGUCUCGGAUGCUUUGACCAUGCUCAGCGGCAGCUUGGGGAGCGCUGUCUGUAUGUCUUCCCAGCCAAGGUAGAGCCGGCCAAGAUUGCCUGGGAAUGUCCAGAAAAAAACUGCGCCCAGGGGGAGGGCUCUAUGGCCAAGAAGGUGAAGCGCCUGCUAAAGAGGCAGGUUGUGAGGAUCAUGUCCUGCGCCCCAGAUACCCAGUGUCCUAGGGACCAUUCCAUGGAGGACCCAGACAAGAAAGGGGAAGCCAGAGCCAGGAGUGAAGGAGGAUCUGCCAGCCCCGAUGAGCAACCUGAUGGGUCAGCCAGCCCGGUGGAGAUGCAGGACGAGGGGUCAGAGGAGCCUCAGGAGACAGGAGAGCCCCUGCCCCCCUUCCUGCUAAAGGAGGGUGGAGACGAUGGGCUGCACUCAGCAGAGCAGGAUGCAGAUGAUGAGGCUGCGGAUGAUACAGAUGACACCAGCUCAGUGACCUCCUCUGCCAGCUCUACCACCUCCUCCCAGAGCGGCAGUGGCACUAGUCGUAAAAAGAGCAUCCCCUUGUCCAUCAAAAACUUGAAGCGAAAACACAAGAGGAAGAAGAAUAAGAUCACCCGUGACUUCAAGCCUGGAGACAGGGUGGCCGUGGAGGUGGUGACCACGAUGACCUCAGCUGAUGUGAUGUGGCAGGAUGGCUCUGUGGAAUGCAAUAUCCGUUCCAAUGACCUCUUCCCCGUGCACCACCUGGACAACAACGAGUUCUGCCCUGGAGACUUCGUGGUGGACAAGCGAGUCCAGAGCUGCCCAGACCCUGCUGUGUAUGGUGUGGUGCAGUCUGGGGACCAUGUUGGCCGCACCUGCAUGGUGAAGUGGUUCAGGCUGCGACCUAGUGGGGAUGACGUUGAGCUCAUUGGAGAAGAGGAGGACGUGAGUGUCUAUGACAUUGCUGACCACCCUGACUUUCGCUUCCGCACAACUGAUAUUGUCAUCCGCAUUGGCAACACUGAGGAUGGGGCUCUGCCCAAGGAGGAUGAGCCAUCAGUGGGCCAGGUGGCCCGAGUAGACGUCAGCAGCAAGGUGGAAGUGGUGUGGGCCGACAACUCGAAAACCAUCAUCCUGCCACAGCACUUAUACAACAUCGAGUCCGAGAUUGAGGAAUCAGACUACGAUUCAGUAGAAGGCAGCACCAGUGGGGCAUCUUCAGACGAGUGGGAGGAUGACAGUGACAGCUGGGAGACAGACAACGGGCUGGUAGAUGAUGAGCACCCCAAGAUAGAAGACCUUGCCAGCCUACCCACGGAGCAGCCGGCAGCCCCUGAGGAGGACAAAGGGGUCGUUAUCAGUGAAGAGGCAGCCACAGCUGCCAUCCAGGGAGCUGUGGCCAUGGCUGCCCCCGUGGCAGGGCUGAUGGAGCGAGCUGGUAAGGAAGGUCCUCCCAAGAGUUUCCGGGAGCUGAAAGAGGCUAUCAAGAUCCUAGAAAGCCUCAAGAACAUGACCGUGGAGCAGCUGCUUACAGGCUCCCCGACCUCACCCACUGUGGAGCCUGAGAAGCCGACCCGGGAGAAGAAGUUUCUGGAUGACAUCAAGAAGCUACAGGAGAACCUCAAGAAGACCCUAGACAAUGUGGCCAUUGCUGAGGAGGAGAAGAUGGAGGCAGUGCCCGACACAGAACGCAAGGAAGAUAAGCCUGAGCUUCAGUCACCAGUGAAGGCUGAGUGGCCCAGUGAGACACCAGUGCUCUGCCAACAGUGUGGUGGAAGACCUGGUGUCACCUUCACCAGUGCCAAGGGCGAAGUGUUCUCUGUGCUGGAGUUUGCUCCCUCAAACCACUCUUUCAAGAAGAUUGAGUUCCAACCUCCAGAAGCCAAGAAGUUUUUCAGCACAGUACGGAAGGAGAUGGCUCUGCUGGCCACCUCACUGCCGGACGGCAUCAUGGUCAAGACUUUCGAGGACAGAAUGGACCUCUUCUCAGCGCUGAUCAAGGGCCCCACUCGGACUCCCUAUGAAGAUGGCCUCUACCUGUUUGACAUCCAGCUGCCUAACAUCUACCCAGCAGUGCCCCCCCACUUUUGCUACCUCUCCCAGUGCAGCGGCCGCCUGAACCCGAACCUGUAUGACAAUGGGAAGGUGUGCGUCAGCCUCCUGGGUACCUGGAUUGGAAAGGGGACAGAGAGGUGGACAAGCAAAUCCAGUCUUCUCCAGGUGCUCAUCUCCAUCCAAGGUCUGAUCCUGGUGAAUGAACCGUACUACAAUGAAGCUGGUUUUGAUAGUGACCGGGGCCUGCAGGAAGGCUAUGAGAACAGUCGCUGCUACAACGAGAUGGCAUUGAUCCGUGUGGUGCAAUCCAUGACCCAGCUGGUACGACGGCCUCCUGAGGUCUUCGAGCAGGAGAUCCGGCAGCACUUCAGUGUGGGUGGCUGGCGGCUAGUGAACCGAAUUGAGUCCUGGCUGGAAACCCACGCCAUGCUCGAGAGGGCCCAGGCACUGCCCAAUGGGGUCCCUAAAGACAGCAGCUCUCUGGAGCCCCUGGCUGCAGCUGAACUCUCAGAAGAGCCUGAGGAUGUCGGGAUGGCUCCUGGGGAGGCCUCCCAGGGCUCAGACUCGGAGGGUGGUGCCCAAGGUCCUGCCUCAGCCAGCAGAGACCACACAGAGCAGACUGAGACAGCCCCUGAUGCAUCAGUACCGCCCAGCGUUAGACCAAAGAGGAGGAGGAAGAGCUACCGCAGCUUCCUGCCUGAGAAGAGCGGUUACCCUGACAUCGGCUUCCCGCUCUUCCCGCUCUCCAAGGGCUUCAUCAAGAGCAUCCGGGGGGUCCUGACACAGUUCCGUGCUGCCCUGCUGGAGGCAGGCAUGCCAGAGAGCACAGAGGGCAAGUAGCUGGCAGCGCUUGAAAAAGGAGUGUCAUGACAGGAGAGGCGAACGCUGCCUGCUCCCUCUUUCCGAGAUCCUGCCCCUCUUCCUGCCCCUUCCUGUCCCCAGUUGGAGCCUCUAUUGCCUUCUCCUCCCUACGGCAAGUUUGAUGCUGACGUGCAAGAAGUGUCCCAAGAUGCUGCGUUCUGUCCCUCAGUGACGUUUCAAAGGCAGGUCCC